This is a messenger RNA of Dentiscutata heterogama, 386 nucleotides long. NCBI's taxonomy places the organism in Eukaryota, Fungi, Glomeromycota, Glomeromycetes, Diversisporales, Gigasporaceae. The record is from the annotation of a GenBank genome assembly.
AAUAUUAUUAUACUUAUUCAUCUAAAGACCUACUAGGAGAAACAUGUCCAGAAUAUUUUGAAGAUAUACAAAAAAAGUUAAUGGGUAUACAAAAAGAAGAAGCCAAAAGCCAAAUUUGCAAGGUAACUAAAUAUAAUAAAAAAUCUGAAAAAGCAUGCCCUACUCAAAAAAAUGAAAUACGAAGAAAAAACCAAAAUGGUUGUAGUAACCAUAUUAAUAGUCACAAAUACUAUAAUACGACUAAAAGAAAUAACAAUAUUAACAAGAAAAAAUUAAUAGAUAUAACUCUUACUCAAUUUAUUAGAAAACUUAGACAACAAUUAAUUAAAAUUCAAGAAGCUGUAAUUGCUAGCAAAGUGACAACAACUGAAAUAGAAAACUUAUAA